UGGGGUUGCCCCUCGGCUUUUCCCCGGCUCACGUCGAGAUCUUGGUUCGAGUGACCCGGGGUGUGGGACCUGGAAGUUUUAGCCUAGCUGUUCUCGAGGCGGAGAAAUUAGCCCAAGAAACGUUAUAUUCAUUGUUGAGCUGAGUGCAGUGGCAUGCGUCUAUAGUCAUAGCUACUACCAGGUUGAGGGCAGGAGAAUGGCUUGAAUUCAGGAGUUCCAGACCACGUGGGCAACAUAGCAAGACCCCAUCUCAAAAAACAAGUCUUGUUUUCUGGAUAUGCCGCAAAAGGAUCCGUGCCAGAAACAAGCCUGUGAAAUACAGAAAUGUUUACAAGCCAACAACUACAUCGAAUCAAAGUGUCAGGCUGUUAUCGAAGAACUGCGUAAGUGUUGUGCUCGAUAUCCCAAGGGAAGAUCUCUCGUCUGUUCAGGAUUUGAAAAAGAAGAAAACCUUAUACUGAAGUCUCCAUCAAAGUAAAGUUCUGCUGAGGAAUUUAUUAAAUGCUGCUCCAUGUUUCUACCAAGCGCAUUGUAUUUAUUCUCCUGACUUUCUUCAGGCCAGGUAGCAGCAAAUAGCAAAAGAAAAAGUCAACUAUAAAAGCUAAUGGAAUAUGCCAUCUAUGCAGAACAAAUAG
Molecule: messenger RNA, 635 nt
Organism: Sciurus carolinensis (gray squirrel)
Lineage: Eukaryota; Metazoa; Chordata; Mammalia; Rodentia; Sciuridae
Gene: Cmc4
Product: C-X9-C motif containing 4
Exons: 4
Coding region: 278-478 (66 amino acids)
Cellular component (GO): mitochondrial intermembrane space
Source: RefSeq, a predicted model, not a curated record